Molecule: messenger RNA, 679 nt
Organism: Monascus purpureus
Lineage: Eukaryota; Fungi; Ascomycota; Eurotiomycetes; Eurotiales; Aspergillaceae
Source: the annotation of a GenBank genome assembly
CGACGGCCAUCGCUCACCUACGCACAUUCUUCGCCAUGUCUACCAUACUUCGGACGCUGCGGAAUCUGGGGAGGAUUGGUAUCAAGGUCAGGCUCGAUCUGUCGUGGCCCGAUGCAUCUGCUGUUGCCGUGCUGUGCUGACUAGGAACGCUUCCGGAAUACAGGAAUAUGGCCACCAAUUGCAGGUAUGUAGCACCUGGGAGGGACUAGGUCUCUUAAUAAAACUUGGGAACUUAUGUUUGAGUGCGAAAUUAUCUAGUACAUUGGCGAUACCAAAGCCGGUACCUUGAUCGGUGUUGACCGUUUCGGAAACAAAUACUACGAGAAUAUGGCAGAGGAGCUUCCUUUGAGAACACGAUGGGUUGAUUAUAAGGAACCUGAAUAUGACCCUUCCCAGAUUGAGCCUGGCUGGCACGGCUGGUUGUCCUACAUGGUCGAUUCUCCUCCUACGCAAGAUAAGAUUCUGCAAACUGGUCUUCGCGCGUGGGAAUUGCCCGAACACCGAGCCAACCUCACUUUGAGCCGUGGAGCGUACAAGCCCUACUCAACCACACGGUCUAAAAUCUCCGCUUGGACUCCUGUCGCUGCUCAGCGGUGAAGUCAAAUUCAGCCGGCGUGGGGAUUAGAUGCGCCUAUGAUGUCCCCUGAAAUGUACAUAAAGACAUGCUAUUGGCACCUUG